AUGGAUCCCGCUAAGACUUCCUCAAGAAGAACAAGAAAACUUACAAUUAAGGGACAAGAAAUGUAUGAAUUAAGAGUCUGCGAAUUUGGCCGUGUUCUGUUUAAUAUUCAUCAAACAAUAGAAGAAAACAUUACACUAGUAGAAACAUAUAAAGAAAAUAAAACUGUUCUAGGAGAACUAAAACAAAUAUUAGAAGAAGAACACCACAAAUACAGUGAAGUAGCACAGAGUGAAGUAGCACAGAGUGAAGCAUCGGCUACAGAGACAAAGAACCUUAACGACAAUAACAGUCAAAGUCGAGAUAAUGUUUCAGUGAAAAGUAACCAACAACAGUCUGGUGGUUCGGUUAAAAGUCAAAAAACUCGGAACAGUCAAAGUGUUGGAAAAAGUCGAAGUACACAUUCAACUUCAUCAAGUAAAAGUAAGAUGAGCCAAAUGCUGAUAACAAAGAAAUCCAAUCUUGAAACAGCUAAAAUAAGAUUAAAAAUAGCAGAAGAGGAAGAAAAGUUAAAAAGGCAACAAACUGAGUUUGAAAUAAAUGUAAAAAGAGAACAAGCAGACAAACAAGCACAAGUUGAAAAAGGACAAAAGGAAUUAGAAGCCAGUUUACACAUUUUACAGUGUAAAAAAGAAGUACUUGAAACUGAAGCAGAGUUGAAAGUAGUAGAAGAAAUAGCUAGUCUUGAAGUUGACAACACAGAAUUACCUUCAGAACUUGACAACAGAAGUAUCUUCGUGAAAGAGUACAUAGACAAUUUACCUGAAAUCACUAGAGUUGACGGGUGUGUAAACAGUUUACCUCUACACAGCAAUCCUUGUACUGAAGUAGUGGAAACUUCUAUGCAAAAUAAACUUGACAAUACUAAAACUUCUUCAUCACCAUUGGAAAACCAGUCGAAUCUUGGAAUCCCCGAACCCACUUCACAAGUCGAGAAAGAUGAAAACAAUUCUACACCCCAAGGUGCAGGAGUAUCAGAACUUACGAAAUAUAUCAUGAAGAAAGAUCUUUUAUUGUCGCGUUUAUCUAAUUUUGAUGACCGUGCAGAGAGAUACUUCAGUUGGAAAAAUAGUUUCCUCAAUAUAGUGAAAGAAUUAGACGUGACAGCCACAGAGGAACUUGAUCUUUUAGCACGUUGGUUGGGACCAGAAUCUAAGCGACAAGCUGUGAGCAUUAGAGUUUCUAAUCCACACGAUGAACAGAACGCGUUAAAUAAAACAUGGGAAAGACUUGAUGAGCGUUUUGGAGCACCUGAGCAAGUUGCGGAAUCCCUAAGAAGAAGACUAGAAAGUUUUCCCAAAGUGACAGUAACAGAGAGACAAAAAUUGUAUGAGUUGUCUGAUUUGUUAUCAGAAAUUGCAAGUGUUAAAGAGAAUGAGAGAUAUAAAAUGUCACUAUCAUAUUUUGAUUCUGUAUUAGGUGUUAACAAUGCUGUGUGUAAAUUACCUGUAUUUAUACAAAACAAGUGGGUAGAUCAUGCUAGUUCUUAUAAGGUUCAACAUAAUGUUAUGUAUCCUCCUUUUUAUGUUUUUGUUGAAUUUGUAAAGAAAAUGGCUGUUAGACAAAAUGACCCCAGUUUCAGAAUUCAAUCAAAUGAUAGUCAAAAAGGAGACAGUACAGUACAUGUAAAGCAAAUGUAUAAGGUCAAAUCAGUGAACACUAGAAAAACAAAUUUAGAAACUUCACAAAGGUUUGAAACUAAAAAUCUCAAGUGUGUUAUUCAUGGAGAUGAAUCCAAACAUAAAUUAAAACACUGUCGUACAUUUCAGGCAAAAUCUAUUCCCGAGAAAAAGGAAAUUGUGCAAAAAAAUGGUAUAUGUUUCAAGUGUUUAAAUGGUAAACAUCUGGCGAAAGAUUGUAAAGAAUCUGUUAGUUGUGAAAAAUGUAACAGUUCUCGUCAUUGCACUACAUUUCAUAUUGAUCGUCCUGAAGCAUUAACAGGUUAUGGCGGGGAACAUCACCAACAGGACCCAUCUUCACGGGUUAAUGUAAGCUGUACAGAAGUAUGUGGAGAUCCUUUAACCACUGGUAAAUCAUGUACAAAAACUGUGUUAGUGCGUGUAUAUCCUGAAGACCAACCUGACAGAGCAAUUACGUGUUACGCCAUUAUAGAUGACCAGAGUAACAAAUCACUUGCUAAAUCUGAACUCUUUGAUAAAGUAGGUAACAAUACAGACACUAUAGAUUAUAUUUUAUCAUCAUGUGCAGGAAAAGUAGCCAGAUCAGGAAGGUGUACAUCAGGAAUUUGUGUUGAACCUUUUGAUGGUUCAUGCGUAUUGAAAUGUCCACAACUGAUUGAAUGUAAUGAAAUUCCAGACACCAAGAAAGAAGUUGCUACUCCAGCAGUUGCAAGGCAAUAUAAACAUUUAAGAGAUAUACAACAUUUGAUUCCAGAGAUUGAUUCUCAUGCAGAUGUUUUGUUAUUAUUGGGAAGAGACCUUCUUGCAGCACAUCACGUUAUAGACCAGAGAAUAGGAGCUGAAAACGAACCAUACGCACAACGUCUCCGAUUGGGUUGGGUUGUUGUAGGAGAAACAUGUUUAGGCAUGAUACAUCGCAAUGAUCAAAACAUGAUUAUAGUAAACAAAACCAAUGUUUUGUUUAAUGGGCGUAGUUCGAUGUUUUUGCCUUGUGAAAACAAAUUUGAGAUCAAAGAUACUGUUUUUCAAAGAACUGUUGAAGACGAUAGUCCAGGAUUAUCCCGAGAAGACAGAGAAUUUCUUGACAUGAUGGAUAAAGAAAUGACAAAAUCUGAAAGUGGUCACAUAAUUGCACCGUUACCAUUUCGUAAAGCGAGACGCAAGCUUCCAAACAAUUUUGAACAAGCUAGACGUAGAGCAGAGAAUUUAUCACGGGAUUUGAAGCGGAAUCCUGCCAAACGAGAGCAUUUCGUUGAAUUCAUGAAAAACAUAUUUGAGAAGAAACAUGCAGAAGAAGCUCCUUCUGUAGAUAAAGGUGAAGAAGUUUGGUACCUCCCAAUAUUUGGUGUGUAUCACCCGAAAAAGCCAAACAAAAUUCGUGUUGUAUUUGAUUCUGCUGCCAAAUUUGAAGGAGUUUGUUUAAAUGAUGUUUUGUUAAAGGGACCGGACUUGACGAACAAUCUUGUUGCUGUUUUAUUGAAUUUUCGGAAAGAAAGAUUUGCUGCAAUGGCUGAUGUGGAGCAAAUGUUUUUUAAUUUUGAGGUUCAAGAAAAACAUAGAAAUUUCUUACGCUUUCUCUGGUUCAAAGACAACGAUCCAGCAAAGUCACUGGUUACAUAUAGAAUGCGUGUACAUGUUUUCGGAAAUUCACCAUCUCCUGCAGUUGCGACAUACGGUAUUCGUCAAGCUGUGUGUGAUCAUAACUCGGACAUUGAUUGUGAUGAUGUGUGUGACUACGUCAAGAAAAGUUUUUAUGUUGACGACGGGCUGGUUUCAAAGGCGCAUGAAAAUGAAUUGAUAAGUUUAAUCAAACGGACACAGGCAAGAUUACAAGAUGGAGGUGUUAUUCGACUCCAUAAGAUAGUGUCGAACAGUACAGCUGUUUUAAGCAGUUUUCCACCAAGUGACUUAGCAAAGAACAUUACUGAAAUUGACUUUAGUUCGGAAACACCAUGUAUACAAAAAAGUUUAGGUCUGAGCUGGAAUGUAGUGAAAGAUGUAUUCUCAUUUCAGGUGUCUACAGAUAAGAAACCGUACACCAAAAGAGGUCUGCUGUCUACUAUAAAUGGAUUGUUCGAUCCCCUUGGUUAUGUGGCACCAAUUAUAUUAGGCGGUCGUCUUAUAAUGAGAAAGGCCAUCCAAGACAAUAAUCUGGGCUGGGAUGAUCCAUUGCCGGAAAACUUAAAGAGAGAAUGGACAGACUGGCAAAAAUCUCUUGUUCAUCUUGUGCAGCUGGAAAUACCACGUGCCUUUACAGAAAUGUCAUUUGAACACAGUAUAAAACGCGAACUUCAUGUAUUUUCAGAUGCAUCCAAGGAGGCUAUCGCCGCAGUGGUCUAUAUUCGUAUAUAUGAAUCAACCGGAAAUUCUCACAUUGGGUUUGUACUUGGAAAAUCACGGUUAGCUCCUACCCACGGACAUACAGUUCCAAGGUUAGAGUUAUGUGCUGCUGUAGUAGCUACAGAACUGGCUGCAUUUGUACAGAAAUAUUUAGACAUACCAUCUCAGUCAACAUAUUUCUACACAGAUAGCCAGGUGGUCUUAGGCUAUAUAAACAAUGAAGCACGUAGGUUUUAUGUGUAUGUGGCAAAUAGAGUUGAUAGAAUCUUAAAGUUGUCGUCGCGUAAUCAAUGGAACUUUGUGCCUACUGAAAGAAACCCAGCAGAUCAUGGUACACGUCCAGUGAGUACAAUCAAUAUGAAGGACUGUAAAUGGUUGACAGGAAUAGAAUCUGGGUUGCAGAGAAAUAUUGAAAAUCAACAUGUACAGUUUAAACUAGUAGAGCCUGAAGAAGAUGUAGAAGUUCGCCCAGUUGUAAAAGUGAACAAGAUAGAAGUGAGAAAGGCGAAUCUUGGUGGACAUCGUUUUGAGCGUUUUUCAUCCUGGAAUAGACUGGUUCUAGCAAUUUCGUGUUUGAAAAGAAUUGCAAAUAAAUAUCAUAAAAAUGUACAGACUGAUACAAGAAACAAUGUAGAAUUCAAGAAAGCUGCAGAGAUUAUGAUUCUGAAAGAAGCUCAAAGGGAAUCCUAUUCUAAAGAAAUAGAUUUAUUAAAAACUGACAAAUCAGUUGCUAGAGACAGUAGUUUAGUGAAGCUCUCACCUAAUUUAGACUCCAAUGACUUGUUAAGGGUUGGUGGUAGAAUAAGAAAUGCCAGGUUAGACACAGGGGAGAAAAUUCCUAUAAUAAUACCAGGAAAGCAUCAUAUCGCAAUGCUUCUAGUUAGACACUUUCACCAGUUGAUAUCUCAUCAGGGUCGUCAUCUGACUGAAGGAGCAGUACGUUCAGCUGGAUAUUGGAUUACAAGUGAAAAACGACUUAUUAGUCGUGUAAUUCAUAACUGCGUUAGAUGUCGUAAGUUAAGAAGACCUACUGAACACCAGAAAAUGGCGGAUCUUCCAAUUUGUCGCUUGACUCCAAGUCCUCCUUUCACAUACGUGGGCGUCGAUUCUUUUGGGCCUUGGUCUAUAGUUUCCAGACGUACAAGAGGUGGUUUAAGCAAUAGUAAACGCUGGGCAAUACUGUUUUCAUGUUUGAAUACUAGAUCAGUCCAUAUUGAGGUGAUAGAGGAGAUGAGUGCUUCAUCAUUUAUAAAUGCGUUAAGGAGAUUCAUUGCCAUUAGAGGUCAAGUGAAAGAGUUUUACUCAGACCGUGGAACAAACUUUAUAGGAGCUGUUGGAGAAAUGGGUAUGGACAAAGUGAAUGUGGAAGAUACAGAUAUUAAAGGUUUUCUAAGAAAUCACAGUGCUGUCUGGUAUUUCAGUGCACCUCAUUCAUCACAUAUGAAUGGAUCGUGGGAAAGAAUGAUCGGUUUGGCCAGAAGAAUUUUGGACUCCAUGUUGUGUGAUAUUAGUACUAAACAUUUUACUCAUGAAGUACUUUGUACAUUGAUGUCUGAAGUCAUGUGUAUUAUUAACAGUAGACCAAUUACCACUGUGUCAGAUGACCCAACUUCUCCAGCCGUUCUUUCUCCAAAUGUACUGUUGACGCAAAAGGUGAAUUCCGACAUUGAACCUCUUCAGAACUUUGAUGUAAAAGACAUGUAUAAAUCUCAGUGGCGGCAGGUACAAGUACUAGCUGAUCAAUUCUGGAAACAUUGGAGAGUUCAGUAUCUUCACAGUCUACAAGUUAGGAGAAAAUGGCAAACUGAACGUUCAAACAUAAAGUCUUUUUACUGUCACGACCUUUGA
This is a messenger RNA of Mercenaria mercenaria, 5826 nucleotides long. RefSeq lists its product as uncharacterized. Bases 1 to 5826 code for a protein of 1941 amino acids. Gene Ontology annotation, molecular function: nucleic acid binding. The transcript is spliced from 2 exons. Lineage: Eukaryota; Metazoa; Mollusca; Bivalvia; Venerida; Veneridae. Gene Ontology annotation, biological process: DNA integration. The record is from RefSeq and is a predicted model, not a curated record.